Coregonus clupeaformis (lake whitefish) is the source of this 4273-nucleotide messenger RNA. Its product is annotated as ubiquitin-conjugating enzyme E2 R2. NCBI's taxonomy places the organism in Eukaryota, Metazoa, Chordata, Actinopteri, Salmoniformes, Salmonidae. The coding region runs from base 640 to 1431 and encodes 263 amino acids. The transcript has 6 exons. Gene Ontology annotation, biological process: protein polyubiquitination; ubiquitin-dependent protein catabolic process. The record is from RefSeq and is a predicted model, not a curated record. Gene Ontology annotation, molecular function: ubiquitin conjugating enzyme activity.
CGCGCAAUGAUAGCCGGAAGCAUCGAUGGGGUGGAAAUAGAAAUCGAUCAAAUUCAGUGUAGUUCGUAAGUGCAAAGCUUCGACGGACUGCCUUUUCCACGAAAGUUAGCUCGAUAAAUUACAGACCUCUCGACUUGGCGGUGGAGGAAAUGUUGUGGAGAGAGAAGGCUGUUUCUUUUUUCAAGUUACUUGGUGGGGGUUGAGCUGACGUGGGGAGAAGUUCGAGCUGCCAGAAAAGAGCAGAUAAACAAACAAACAACCAGCGGGUCAGCUGAGCGACUGUCUGUCCAAACGGGGGCUAACGUUAACCAGGGGAGACUGGGUAAAUGUCAGCGAGAGCAAUUCGUCGCUAGUGUUUUGGACCCAAGAAUGGCUCAAAUAGUGUCCUGACGUUUGUGUUUACCCCCACGCCAAGUUCAAACAGUGGCACAAAGAAGAAAAAUACCACGCGAGGACAAUUGUUUCACUGUGUUCCUGUCGACUAGCUUGAUAGAACACUGUCAACACAAAACUUUAUGUGCCAAUGAUUUGACUGUGUAUGUACUUCAACAGUUAGCUACUAAAGAAUCGUCUCGCUUUAUCCCAUUGAAACAGAACAAUAUAGUACAAACGCUGAGUGGAUAGAGAAGUGGGAUAGCCAUGGCCCACCAUUCAACUCCCAGUUCCCAGAAGGCCCUGAUGAUGGAGCUCAAGUCCCUGCAGGAGCAGCCGGUGGAGGGCUUCCGCAUCGGCCUGGUGGAGGAGUCAGACCUUUACAACUGGGAGGUGGCCAUCUUUGGCCCCCCCAACACACUGUACGAGGGAGGCUACUUUAAGUCUCACAUCAAGUUCCCCAUUGACUACCCCUACUCCCCUCCGACCUUCCGUUUUCUCACCAAGAUGUGGCAUCCCAACAUCUACGAGAACGGCGACGUGUGCAUCUCCAUCCUUCACCCUCCCGUCGACGACCCCCAGAGCGGGGAGCUCCCCUCAGAGAGGUGGAACCCCACUCAGAAUGUCAGGACCAUUUUGCUGAGUGUGAUCUCUCUGCUGAAUGAGCCCAACACCUUCUCACCGGCCAACGUGGACGCCUCCGUUAUGUUCCGCAAGUGGAGGGACAGCAAGGGCAAGGACAAGGAAUACUCAGAGAUUAUCAGGAAGCAGGUGGUGUCCACAGUGGCAGAGGCGGAGCGCGACGGUGUCAAGGUUCCCACCACGCUGGCAGAGUACUGCGUCCAGACCCGGGUUCCCUCCCAGGACAGCAGCUCAGACCUGCUCUACGACGAUCUCUACGACGAUGACAUGGAGGAGGAGGAAGAAGAUGAUGAAGAUGAGGAAGAGAAUGACAUGGAGUCAGGAGGAGAGGCAGGUGGGACCAGCGGAGGAGAAGGAGGCGUCACUACUCGCUGCUAUGACGAUGACCAGGAGGAUUCUGGGAACGAGGACUCUUGAUGAUGAUGGACGCCCCAAAUUGACGCCUUACACCCUGCUACGUCCUAUCCUAGCCUCCCUUCUGAUCCUGUUAAGCUUAGAACAUCCCCUAAAAUACACAUCUUCUGGUGCAUUAAUAGCAAAAUAAUAACUGGACAACUAGGACUCCUCAAUUUGAGUGGAUUCCAAUUAAAGGUGUCUACAACCACAAAAAAAGCGAAUAUCUCAGCGAAUAUAAUUUGUAUAGUUAAAUGAUAUUUUUUAUUUAUUUCUCCUUUUGAAAUUUGACUUUACCGCAUGCUUUUGGUUUCCUUAUUCGAUGGUCACAUAUUCAAAGCCUGCCUCCCUGGUCUGAUAGCUUGAUAGAAGACAGUUGGUGAACAUAAACACAAACAAACAUCCGAGCCCACGGGAGCUUGUUUUGUUGCAAAAUGUGCAGAUAAUCUCUGCCUUUAGGCUAAGAUCAAGUGUAGUAUCUGUUCUUGUCAGUUUAAUAUCUGAACAGAAUUUUAGAACGGGGAGAUGGAAAAUGGUCUUACUCUGUCUGCUCUACGGAACCACCUGUUAUUGCAGUGCCUCCGGGAACGGAGCACACAAAAAAAGAUGCUGCUAAAUGAAAUGUGUUGUUUGUGUUGCAUUACAAUUUUGGGUGCGGUUGCUUUUGUGUAUGUCCAACAACUGUCUGUGUUUUGUCAUGUCACUAGAUGUAUUUGUUAUAAGAAUGUUCCGGGCUUAAAUUUUUCUUUUUCAAACCAAACUCACCGAACUUGGUCCCCUCUUGGCCUCUUCAUACCCUGGUAAUCUUUCAUUUUGUUUUUUGUCCCCCUGACCGACCACGCCUUCACACCACACCUCCUGUUUCACCUCUGAACUCUGACCCCUCCAAAGCUGGGGGGUGUUCAUUAGGUACCAAAAUGGACUGAAACAGGGAUGGACUACCAUCUUCAAUUGUCCAGUAAGAAAUGCUCAUUUUUGUUUUCCGUAGCAAAACGUUAUGCUACGAUGUUCCUUUAUGACUAUGAGCCUUUAUGGGGCACUGAGAGGAUGUGCUGUCUAGGACACAGAACCAGAGGAGUGUUACAUCUUCCUCUCCCUCCUUCCCUCUCUCCAUCCGUCUAUUCUUUCCCUACUUCCAAACCUCAGGGCCUCCAUAGACUCUCACUGGGAGAGAACUAGGGAUGUAGUGGAGGAUAAACGCACCUUAACGCCGUCUACGCACCUCUAUAUGUUGUGAAAAGCGUUGUUGGCACCUAUUCAGCGUUUACCCACCUUAUUUCUUUACUACUAUAUCCCUGGAGAGGGCUCACACUCAAACUGCUCCUCAGCUUGAGCUUGGUAUUGUUUUGAUGGAUGUGUUUUUAUUCUUCCAGGUGUUGUAUGUGUUUACAGAGGGAACUUCAAAUCUCCAACAACACUAUCGAUCCACAUGUCUCCUCUACCUUUUUUCCCUCCAACCUCCUUUCAGGGUUUCCUUAUCUUUGUUCUUUCUGUGUUGCCCUGUUCUGUUGGCCAUGCUUCACAAAACUAAACUAGACCAGUCUCAUCGUAUGCUUGAUAUGCUUUCUUGGAAUUGGCGCAAACUCCUGGAAUUCUAGUAUGCAAGCCAGUCAGGUGGUCAAAAUGGAAAGUGAAGUUGAAUAAGUGGUGUUCUGUAUUUUAAUAAACUAUUUACACAUGCCAAAAGGCAUUAGCCAUUGUUUGUUAGUUAGCACAUAUAGCUAAAAGAGCACAUUUAGUCAUCAACAACAUGUAUCAGCCAGGAAAGUAGAUUUUGCUAAGCUGUGACAGAGCACAUGCUGCAUUUGUGAUUCAGAGUUACACAUGGAGCACCAUUGCAUUUUCUGAGUGAAAAAUUAUGCUUCUUGGAACUCCUCUGCAAAUACUUGGGCUGAAGAACAGCAUAGGCCCUAUGUAGCAAUGCUUAAGUUGUGUAAGUGAGGUGACAUCACAGUCAAGUCAACCCAUCAACUGUGCUCAUUAGGCCUGCAGCUUUCACGUGUUUCUGUGCGUGUGUGUUUUACCAUUACCCCGUUCAAUGGAACACCUGUUACACCUUGCACUCACAUGUAGGUGCUGGCCUGGAUUGUAUGCCAAGGAAAUGUUUCAUGACCACUUCCAGUAACGCUACAACCAUCAGUCAGUUAUGGAUGUGUGAAGUAUGUCCUGUUUUUAAGAACUAUAAGGGAGAAACUUGACAAAUCAGUCUGAGGAAGACUAACAGAAUCAAAACAAUAACUUUUCUCCUCCCUUGCUCUGUUGAUCUGGGGCUGGCUUCAAGUCAAAAAAUGAGUUGACUGAUGGAUCACAAAUGGAUUGUUCUUCUCCUCAGCCACUGGACGUUCAGGGAUAUGAUGUCAACGACCGGGGUGAACCGUGUCUCAAUACUCUAAAAUGGCUUCCUCUCUUCACCCCCUUUUCUUCAUGAUCACUGAUAGGUGAAAGGAUUGGAUACAUUUCCACUUGGAAGGAAGCCAUUGAGUAUUGAGAUGCAUCGUUCUCAUUCUCACUGACCUUUGCCUUCUGCGUAUUGACUAGGAGGAGGCAGUUGGAACAGCGUUUACCUGGUUCUGAAUCGUAGGCCAAAAUGACACUUGAUUAGAAGGACCACAUGCUAAGCUGUCAGAAUCGCACUAUUGCGAAGUGUGUGUACUAGUGUUUUGAGGAGCUUUUCCCUCUGAGGCUGAAAAUGGUCACAUUUGGACAAAGAAUAACAAUUGUCAACUGUUCCCACAGCCAGUGAUAUGGACGAUGCAGUCCUCCUUUUGUUUUGUAGUUUGUUUCAUUUAAUUUCCUCUUCCUAUUGUGUUGUGAGGAUGCAAAUGUCACUUAUAAAAUUUAUAUUAUAAAAAUGUUGUUGAAUGGA